CGUCAGCGUACCAGCUGAUAUGGCGCCCCGUGACGUCUUUCGGCUCUUCCUCCGCAGCCUCCUCUGCGGCCUCAUCUUCGGAUUUGCUCUCUGCAUGCUCUUCGUCGGCACGAUUCUCAUACUCGUCGGCCUCUACAUGCUGGGAGUGGAGUUCCCAGAACCACCCAACGUGGUGACGCUUGAAGGUCAGCACGACGGUCACCACCAUCAGCAGCAGCAGCAGCAGCAUGAUCUGGAGUGCAAGAGCUGUGGGACGGCAAUAGGGCGGUCGGCGGAUCUGUACCCGCCGAGGGAGGUGGGAGGGGUGUCGUCCUUUGUGGCUUGGCAGGAGGGGGCCUAUCUGGGUCACGUUACGCAAAACAUCGGCGGUGUCAACACCACUGGUCGGUCGGUCGGUCAGCCACCGAGGGAGGGAGGGAGGCAGCACAUGAGCAUCUCUGUCUGUCCAUUCCAUCGGUUUGUUUCGGUUGUGCUUUGCUUUGCUUUGCUUUGCUUCGUCCACCAGUGUACACGUUUCAGCAGCUGCCGAGCAUCAGCGCCAAGAGGCUGCGGUUCCGGGUUGUGAGAUUGAAAGAUACAACACACACAAACCUGAGAAAGGUAAGUAAGGACACCCAGACACACAGACAGACAGACAGACAGACAGACAGACGCCGCCACAUGAUACCGAAUUGUGUGUGUGUACAUCUCAGUACGGCCCGUCCCACUCCGAUUCGUGGUUCCCGGCCUAUCGCUGGACAAUCGCCGUCUGCCCUGUGUGCGGCAGGCAAAUCGGCUGGCACUUCUCACCUAAGGCAGUCAGUAAACACAACCACCAGGAGGCCUUCUACGCCAUCAACCUUGAUGCCAUACGCAACCACACCCACGCCACCCGCCACCCCCAGCCCGCCACCUCUACCUAUCUGUCAACGUCGGUGGAUCGGCUGCAGCAGAAGAUGCGGGAAGACCCCACACUCGCGUCGGUGUUGGGGGGUGCCGCAGUUGCUGGGGGCGGUGGGAUGGCCGGGGUGAGCGUUGCUGCCAUGGUGCUGCUGCCGACCGCUGGAAUCCCCUCACCUUUCAUCGGGUAGGGGGGGUGGCAUGUGGUCUAGACUGACUGACUGACUGACUGUCCAGAGAAGCCGCACCGCCGUGAAUCUCUGUGUGUGGUGCGUGUGUCAGGUUUAAUCUGUACCUCCGCACGGUGGGCGUCCUGCUGCUCGGCUGUGCGUUGGCGUGUGUGUGUGCGGCUACCCUGUGGAAUGCCAAACCUGUGCUGCGGGCACGUCGGCGGCUGCUGGUGGCCCAGCUGAGCAACGAGGGGGCAAGCGGCAACAACAACAACAGCAAAGCGCUGCUUCAGUGUUUGCGGGCGGCGGACACCACCAGAAGAAGAUAGGGCAAGGGGAUGCCAUGCGUUGUGUAUUGUGUGUAUUGGUUGUGUACAGGAGUGUGGUGUGUUCUAUCGGUGGGUCGGUCGGUCGGUCGGUCUGUUUGUGUGCGUGUAUGUGUGUGGGGCGGGGCCAUCCAUCGGCGGCAUGUCAUCUGGAUGUGUGGAUGCGAUGCUGGCUGACGGGAUGGUGUGUCCUCCGUAUUUGUGGUAGCUAGAUAGAUCAUUGCUGGAUUGAGUGACUUAGUGAGUGGUC
Molecule: messenger RNA, 1625 nt
Organism: Vitrella brassicaformis
Lineage: Eukaryota; Vitrellaceae
Source: the annotation of a GenBank genome assembly